AGGACUCGGUGUACACCCCAUCUUUAUUUACUCAGCAGGAAGUAGAAUCAUAAAUUUUUCGCAGCUGAAAAUAAAUACAUUCUCUCGGCUCUGCCAGCGCUCAUACUAUUACUCAUUCGUGAUUAUUUUUCGUUUCAAUUCAGUUUUAACGCUGAGUCACUCAAACUCUUUUGCGGUGAUAAGUAGAUUAAUUGACGUGUUAUUUGAAAAAUCACUUCUGAAAUGAAAGAUCAUCCUCGCUUCACUGUGCUAAUUUUUCUCGUAUUUGCCACGUCAUUCAACCGGGGCGAGAGGAUCAGUGAUCUGAUCGCGAAAUUCAAUGAGCGAAGAGCAGCGGGAAUUCUCGCACAACCGCGAAUCGGAAGGAACGCGGGAAUGGGGAGUUUUGGACGUGCGGAUGGUGCUGCUGGACUAGUGCAAUAUCCGCGUGUCGGACGAUCUGGCCCUCCAACAGCUGAUGAUAUCAAAUAUCCAGAAUUUGAUGGCGAGGUCAAGAAUCAUCGUCAGCUGUUGGACAGCGUCGGGGAUAUUAACGAUCAGAAAAAUUUCGAUGAGGAGUUACGUAGACGACUGGGCAAUGGAAUUUGGGUGGAAAGCCCAAAAUAUGGGGAGAGGAGAAAUCUACAGCGAACGCAGUGCGAAAAUCAAAUGAACAGCGCUGGGAUUUUUAUUGUCACACCUAAAGAUUACCAGAAGAUCGAGCGUCAAUUGCUGCAAUACUACCCUCGAUUAUCAGACCACUCUCGCUAAUAGAAAAAAAAAAAAGAAUUCACGAUACGA
Messenger RNA from Fopius arisanus, 780 nucleotides. RefSeq lists its product as uncharacterized. The transcript has 4 exons. The record is from RefSeq and is a predicted model, not a curated record. Lineage: Eukaryota; Metazoa; Arthropoda; Insecta; Hymenoptera; Braconidae. The coding region runs from base 223 to 750 and encodes 175 amino acids.